Messenger RNA from Cinclus cinclus, 1653 nucleotides. It is a transcript of the gene LGI1, whose product is annotated as leucine rich glioma inactivated 1. NCBI's taxonomy places the organism in Eukaryota, Metazoa, Chordata, Aves, Passeriformes, Cinclidae. Gene Ontology annotation, molecular function: protein binding. The record is from RefSeq and is a predicted model, not a curated record. The transcript is spliced from 8 exons. Bases 19 to 1653 code for a protein of 544 amino acids.
CGAGAGCGGAUCAAAAGAAUGGGAAAUGCCAGCAGACCUUUUAGAAGAAUUGCUUAUUUCUUAUGCCUUUUAUCUGUGCUUUUGCUGACUGAAGGGAAGAAACCAGUGAAGCCAAAAUGUCCUGCCUGGUGUACUUGUACCAAAGAUAAUGCUUUAUGUGAAAAUGCCAGAUCUAUUCCUCGCAGCGUUCCGCCUGAUGUUAUCUCACUAUCCUUUGUGAGAUCUGCUUUUACUAAAAUCCCAGAAGGGAGUUUUUUGCUCACACCAUCUCUGCAGCUUCUGUUGUUUACGUCCAACACUUUUGAUGUUAUUAGUGAUGAUGCUUUCAUGGGCCUUCCUCAUCUAGAAUAUUUGUUCAUAGAGAACAACAACAUUAAGUCAAUUUCAAGAAAUACUUUCAGAGGACUGAAAUCUUUAAUUCACUUGAGUCUCGCAAAUAAUAAUCUCCAGUCACUUCCAAAAGACAUAUUUAAAGGCUUGGAUUCUUUAACAAAUGUAGAUCUUAGAGGCAAUGCAUUUAAUUGUGACUGCAAACUGAAGUGGUUAGUGGAGUGGCUGGGCAGCACCAAUGCAACAGUUGAAGACAUUUACUGUGAAAGCCCACCAGAAUAUAAGAAACGCAAAAUCAAUAGCCUCUCUCCAAAAGAGUUUGAUUGCAUUAUUACAGAAUUUGAAGUUUACCAGUCCCUGCCAUACCAAUCUCUGUCAGUAGAUACUUUCUCAUAUAUGAAUGACGAACACGUGGUUAUUGCCCAGCCUUUUACUGGAAAAUGCAUCUUUCUUGAAUGGGACCAUGUAGAAGUGAUGUUCAGGAAUUACGACAACAUUACAGGUACUUCGACUGUUGUGUGUAAACCUAUAGUUAUUGAGAGUCAGCUGUAUGUCAUUGUCGCACAGCUUUUUGGAGGCUCCCACAUAUAUAAAAGAGAUAUUUUUGCUAAUAAGUUUAUAAAAAUUCAAGAUAUUGAAAUCCUUAAAAUCCGAAAACCCAAUGACAUUGAAACUUUCAGGAUUGCUGAAGACUGGUAUUUUGUUGUUGCAGACAGUUCAAAGGCUGGUUUCACCACAGUUUACAAGUGGAAUGGGAAUGGAUUUUAUUCCCAUCAGUCUCUGCACGCCUGGUACAGAGAUACUGAUGUGGAGUAUCUUGAAAUAUCUGGCAAACCACAUUUAAUUCUGUCAAGUAGUUCGCAAAGACCUGUAAUAUAUCAAUGGAACAAAGGAACAAAUGAAUUUGUUAAGCGGUUUGAUAUUCAAGAUAUGGAAGAUGCAUAUGCAGUGAAGCAUUUCAAAGUGAAAGAGGAUGUAUACAUUUGCUUAACAAGAUUUAUUGGGGACUCUAAAGUAAUGAAAUGGGGUGGUUCAGCAUUUCUGGAUUUACAAAGGAUGCCAUCCCGAGGGUCAAUGGUAUUCCAACCACUUCAGAUAAAUAAUUAUCAAUAUGCCAUUCUUGGAAGUGAUUAUUCUUUCACUCAAGUCUAUUACUGGGAUGCGGAAAAGGCAAAAUUUGUGAAGUUUCAAGAAUUAAAUGUACAGGCACCGAGAUCGUUCAUACAUGUCUCCAUCGAUAAACAAAGAGAUUUUCUCUUUGCUUCAAGUUUUAAGGGAACUACAUUGAUUUAUAAACAUGUCAUAGUUGACUUAAGCGCAUGA